AUAUGUAGAAACUUCAGCUGCGAGAGAGAGACUGAGAGAGAAGGCAAAGAUGUCGAAGCGAGGGCGCGGUGGAUCGGCCGGAAACAAGUUCCGGAUGUCGCUGGGUCUCCCGGUGGCGGCGACGGUGAACUGCGCUGACAACACCGGUGCGAAGAAUCUCUACAUCAUUUCCGUGAAGGGGAUCAAGGGUCGUCUGAACCGUCUCCCUUCUGCUUGCGUCGGAGACAUGGUGAUGGCCACCGUCAAGAAGGGAAAGCCCGAUCUGAGGAAGAAGGUGUUGCCUGCUGUCAUCGUUCGCCAGCGCAAGCCUUGGCGCCGAAAGGACGGGGUUUUCAUGUACUUUGAAGAUAAUGCUGGGGUCAUUGUCAAUCCCAAGGGAGAAAUGAAAGGUUCCGCUAUCACUGGUCCAAUUGGUAAGGAGUGUGCUGAUCUAUGGCCAAGGAUUGCAAGUGCAGCCAAUGCUAUUGUAUGAGUAGGAACUCUAGCUUAAUAAGCUUAUGUUUCAGCUUGAGGACUUAUAUUCUGUGUUAAGUUUUGUUUUGAAAGACUUAAUUCGUGUCGGUUUUUAUCUUGACUUGUUAGCAAGAUGAAUUUUGAAAGAUGAUCUAUUGGCUAUUAUAUGUUCUUCUAACCUUUUACUCCA
Molecule: messenger RNA, 643 nt
Organism: Lotus japonicus
Lineage: Eukaryota; Viridiplantae; Streptophyta; Magnoliopsida; Fabales; Fabaceae
Product: 60S ribosomal protein L23
Exons: 3
Coding region: 50-472 (140 amino acids)
Biological process (GO): translation
Cellular component (GO): cytosolic large ribosomal subunit; ribosome
Molecular function (GO): structural constituent of ribosome; large ribosomal subunit rRNA binding
Source: RefSeq, a predicted model, not a curated record